Messenger RNA from Pecten maximus, 991 nucleotides. RefSeq names its product caveolin-3-like. The transcript has 3 exons. Gene Ontology annotation, biological process: caveola assembly. The record is from RefSeq and is a predicted model, not a curated record. Lineage: Eukaryota; Metazoa; Mollusca; Bivalvia; Pectinida; Pectinidae. Gene Ontology annotation, cellular component: caveola. The coding region runs from base 312 to 941 and encodes 209 amino acids. Gene Ontology annotation, molecular function: molecular adaptor activity.
AUGUUUUGACGACAAGAGGUGGUCAUUGUACUAAUGCUCGGACUUAACUACAUAGUAAAUACAAUUAAGAUCGUGUUAUUCUAUUUGAGAUCGUCGAUCGUACAUGCCAGUUUUUUAAUCCAAAAUACACAUACCGUCGUCUUCAAAAUAUACAGAUAGGUCAUACACUACUUUUGGAAUAAGGUGCGUUGAUCUCGCGUGGAGAAUAUCACUGGGCAUGAUCAUUACCAAAUCAAUCAAUAAUUGAUGAUAAAACAAUGAAGUGGAUUGUAUGAGGUUGGGUAAGGAAAUUAUGUGAUUCCAUUGGCAAGAUGCCGCCAAAACAACAAGUAGCUCCUCAACCAGCGGCUCCCAGACCACCGCGAGCACAGAGACCCCCUCCACCGGACAGGGAUGUUAAUAAACUCAACGCCCAUCUCAAGAUUCGGUAUACCGACACUCUUGCUGAGCCCAACGGAACACAUAGUAUUGGAUGUAUAUGGGACUUCGCCUCCAUUGCCUACUCGUGCUGCCGUGACCUACAUUACUGCCUCCUAAGUACAUUUCUCGGCGUGUGGAUAGCGGGAUUUUGGGGGUGCCAGUUUGGAUUCAUUGCUUUCGAACAUGUGUGGUACAUUUCACCAUUUAUGAAAUGCAUAAAAAUAACUUUUAAAGAGGCAUUUCAAAUAUGUUGUAACAUGACGUGUAGAUGCUGUAUCUACCCCUGGACUCGUGCGUGUUCAUACUUUUUCGUAGCUUUUAAAUCUGAUGGCGUUGACUAUGACGCGAUAGACAAUCCGCCCGUUCUACAGAGGGUAAAGAAAGUCCGGAUUGUACAAGAGGAACCCUCAUCAGUUAAUGUCGUCCCUAAAGAUAAAAAUAAUGAGGAGUUACUGACAAACAUGUUUCUAGGGGACAAAGAAAAAAUGCGUCGAUCUGUAAACAGACAGCUCAUGCUAUAGCCUGUUUCAAUUGUUUCUCAUUAUUAAUACAAUUCAAACAAUUUAAUGUC